This is a messenger RNA of Symbiodinium sp. CCMP2456, 1074 nucleotides long. Lineage: Eukaryota; Dinophyceae; Suessiales; Symbiodiniaceae. The record is from the annotation of a GenBank genome assembly.
AUGGACAUGGCUCGGCAAAGCGACCUCGAGCCGCUCACGCUGGAAGACAUACGGAGCCUUCCCAAGGUGGAACUGCAUGCUCACUUGAGCGGCUCGAUUACCCAGCAGAAACUGAUUGAGAUGUUGGAGAGGCGCGGUGAUGGGGCCGCUUUCACGCCUUUCAACUGUAAGGCUGAUCGCUCCAACGCUUUGGCAAAGUGCUUCGACUACUUUGCGAAGGUAGCAAGUGUCAUAACCGACCUGGAUGCCUUGAAGGAAAGCACGCUGCAUGUGCUGGACCACUUUGCUGCAGAAAGAUGCAUCUACCUCGAGCUGCGAACUUCACCCAAGCAGUUCAAGGUCAGCUCUCAAAACGGCUCUGACGGGGACGCAAAGCUGACCAGCAAGCUGCAGUACCUGGAGACAGUCCGCGAUGCUAUCCAGGAAUUCCAUUCCAAGGCUAUGCAGCGGUUUGGGUUCGUCAUGGAGGUGAGAAUACUUCUCAGUGUCGACCGCGGGAAGGUGACGUCCAAGGAAAGUGCACUCGCGCAAAUUGAUGAUAUCCUUGAGAUGCAGAAGGUCCAUCCCGAUCUGGUGGUGGGCAUCGAUGUUUGUGGCAACCCUCAUGCAAACACUGUCAAGCCGUACCUGCUACCGGCCUUGCUUGAGAGAAGCUCUGCCUUCCAGAAGCUCCCGAUCACUUUUCACACCGCCGAGAUCCCUGAUGAUGAAGAGAGCGAGCUGAUCAUAGACAGCAUGCUGCAGCUCAACAUCAGGCGGUUGGGCCAUGUGACGUAUCUUCCGGACAAGUGUCGACGGCGCGUUCUACACGGCAUCUUCGAGGAUGGCGGUGUGGGAAUCGAGAUUUGCCCAACCUCCAAUAUGAUCACCAAAGAGAUUCCAAGCCUGGACGACCAUCAUUUCAUGGACUGGUGGCAAAAGUCUGAUAAGAUCCUGCUCAGUGUGAAUACUGACGACGUCGGUCUCUUCUCCUGCGACCUCUCCUCUGAAAUUCAUGAUCUGGCCACUGCAUUUCGUCUAUCCAGGCAAGACGUGAUAAGCAUCCAGCGCAAGGCCAUCCGGUCAGCAGCAUGA